AUGACCCUCAGCAGCCAAACCCGUGAGGUGAUUAUCGAGCAAAGGAGCGAGCAGCUCUCAUGGAAAACCAUCUGGAACUACAACACGGGCAUCAUUGCAACCAAAGUGGUGCAGGAGAGAACGUGCUACAUUUCCACCAUGAACAGACAUGAGAUGCCCACCUUUGAUGCCCUCGUCCAAUAUGCUUCAGAGAACAGGAACCAGAUCAGUCUUGGGAGACCUACCAAGAAGAUCACCUUUGUCACCAAUGGAUUGGUCAGCAACCUCCAGUCUUAUGGAUCAGAUGUCUUCUCUAUGUGCAGUGGACUCACCACCUACAUGGCUUAUGAGGUUCAUGGGACAUGCAGUGGGGAAACAAAUGACAAAAUAAUUUUAUUGCAGCAUUCAGCCCUUCCACACCUAAUUCUGAAAACAAAUAAAAGGUGGGAGGCUCACAUCAUUUAUUCUGCCUUCAGCAGCAUCAGCUCUGCAGUCAGGAUGCAUCUCCCUAUUUUGACUGCAGUCCUUCUUGGACUCAUCCUGACUCCAGCCCUUGCUGAUUAUCAUCAACAGACUGAAGUAAGCAAGAAAAUCUCCAUUGGUGGAGCCUACCAAAUUAUGACCAUCAAUAAGAAAUGGCUGGUGGCAAGUAUUGAACAAAAGACUAGCUAUGGGUACUGGAAAACCAUCUGGAACUAUGACACAGGCUUUAUGGCAACCAAAGUGCUGCCAGAGAGAGCUUGCUACAUUUCCAUAAUGAACAGAACAGAGAUGCCCAACUUUGAUGCUCUUCCCCAGCUGGCUGCAGACAUCAGGAACCAGAAUAGUCCAAGAACCCCUACAAAGGAGAUCACAUUCACCCUUGUGAAGAGAAUUAUUCGUGACCUCGAAUCAUAUGGACCAGACAUCUUCUCUAUGUGCAGAGGGCUCUCAACUUAUGUGGCUUAUGAGGUUCAUGGACCUCAAUUCAAUCUUGGAUCAUGCAUCAAGCUCGAUGUCCUUCAAUAUUUGGCCCUCACCUACUGCCAUAAUGGUGACUUUGUGUAAACCAUGCCUUUCCUGAGCCUUGUGGGGAUGCUCCAGCAGCAGCCUUGCAGCUGCUGCCCAAAGCCAGCCCUGCUGGAGUUAUUCCCUGGCAUCUCUUCCUUCAAGAGGUUCCUUCCUGAGGA
Messenger RNA from Lonchura striata (white-rumped munia), 1148 nucleotides. RefSeq names its product gastrokine 1 (gene GKN1). NCBI's taxonomy places the organism in Eukaryota, Metazoa, Chordata, Aves, Passeriformes, Estrildidae. The record is from RefSeq and is a predicted model, not a curated record.